AUGUCCUCGUUGGCAUCUGCAGCUCCCCCUCACCUCCCUUCUUCCAACUCCAUCAUGCCCACCGCUACCUCGCCUCCCUUGCGGCCCAUGUCGCCAUCCAGCGCCCACAGUCACCACUCGCGCUGGAGGACAGUGUUCAAGAAAGGCGGCAAGUCGGGCAAGGGCAAGGGCUCCGCCAACGCCUAUCCUGACGAUGCCCCCACCGCUCCCAGCAUCCCCGAGCUGUCUCUCCACAACACUUCAUUUGCCGUUGGCAACAAUGACUUUGAGACGGCGCUGUUGAGCGUUGGCUCCGAGCACCCAGCCGCCGCGGGCGGCCCCGAGCCCUCGCAACAGCCUGGUCAUGGCGCUCUCGGCAUCGCAACCUCGUCUCCCGCCCCGCCUUCCACCGACGACGACGAGCAGAUGCGCGACGACCUCUCGACCUCGAGUUAUGGCGGCCAAGUCGUGACUGUUCCUUCACCCUUCCCUCCCAGCGCGUACCCGGCCGAGCCUUGGAAUUCGUCGUCACCAACAAUGCCAUCGUCCAGUUCCCAGGAGCCGCAGCCUCCCAACCGGCCAUACUCCAACUCGUACUCAAUCUCCACCACGGACCGGUCGUCGUCGUCGUCGCGUGCAAACAACAACAGCACGGCUUCCCCCGCAGUCAUCCCCAUCGUCACCAGCUCGACCACGUCGCUCCACACCAGCACCAGCGGUGGUGCUGCCCCGACCACAGGCUCCACCAAGGUCUCUGCCUCCCAGAGUGGUGCCUUCAAGGGCCGUUUCUUCUCCACCCCAGGUAGCAGCAGCAGCAGCACGAACGUUUCAACCGAUACAAGUCCCCCUACCAAAAAGUCGGACAAGUACAAGGGCCUGUCACGAAAGGCGCCGCCAAACAUUGCCCUGUCCCACAGCUCCUCCAAGGAAAACACCUCGCCAGACACGUCUCCGCGCACCUCGACCAAGGUGAAGACUCCCCGAGGCGACGAGAACAGCAGCAGCAACAGCGAUCACAAGAGUUCGAUCAGGCAGCGUUUCAUCCGCCGUGUUGUGUCUGCGCCCAACGCAAAAGCGCUGUUUACCAACAACCUCUUCAACCAUGCCCCCGAGGUUCCGCCCAUACCGAAAAACUCGUCGUCGGCGUCGCGUCCGUCGCACGGCGCCGGGGCUGUUGAUCUGAGCGCGUCGCCGCCUCAACCACCAGUGGCCAAGAUGCCCGCCGCCCUCAACAAGAACGUCUCGUCGCCACUAUCGACGCCGUCAACACCUGCUCGAUCCAACACGCCGUCAUUACUCAAACCGACGUCCAACCUGUCGGUCACAGGUACCCGUGGUGUACGUGCGCACUCUACAAGUGUGAUGGGGAACAAGGUAUCGUCGUCGUCAUCCCUUGCUGCCAGUCUACACGACAAGGCCGCGUUCCGAAGGACGUACAGCUCAAACUCUAUCAAGACGCGCGACGUCGAGGUGUCGCCUAGCUCGUUUGAAAAGAUCAAGCUGCUCGGCAAGGGCGAUGUCGGUAAAGUCUACCUUGUCCGCGAGAAGAAGUCGGACAAGCUCUUUGCCAUGAAGGUCUUGUCCAAAAAGGAGAUGAUCAAGCGCAACAAGAUCAAGCGUGCGCUAGCCGAGCAGGAGAUUUUGGCAACGGCCAACCACCCGUUCAUUGUCACCCUCUUCCACUCGUUCCAGUCGCAAGACUACCUCUUCUUCGUGCUCGACUACUGCAUGGGAGGCGAGUUCUUCCGCGCCCUCCAGACCCGCCCGGGCAAGUGUCUCAGCGAGGAGCACGCCAAGUUUUACGCCGCCGAGGUCACCGCUGCGCUCGAGUACCUCCACCUCAACGGCUACAUCUACCGCGACUUGAAACCAGAAAACAUCCUGCUCCACCAGAGUGGCCACAUUAUGCUGUCCGACUUUGACCUGUCGAAACAGUCGGGCGAGCCUGGCGGUGCCCCCGUCACCAUCAAGCAGAACAGCACCAACGGCGCGUUCCUUGUCGACACGCGCAGCUGUAUUGCCGACUUCCGCACAAAUUCGUUUGUCGGAACAGAAGAGUACAUUGCUCCAGAGGUCAUCAAGGGCUGCGGCCACACGUCGGCCGUGGACUGGUGGACUUUGGGAAUUCUGAUUUACGAGAUGAUUUUUGCAACGACUCCCUUCAAGGGACCUAACCGAAACGCUACGUUCUCCAACGUCCUGAAGAACGAGGUGCCGUUCGACGAGCAGAGGAGCAUGUCGAGCGUGGGCAAGUCGUGCAUCCGCAAGCUCUUGAUCAAGGAUGAGCACAAGCGUCUGGGGUCGAGCUCGGGUGCCUCUGAAGUCAAGCAGCACAAGUGGUUUGCCAACAUUUCAUGGGGCCUGCUACGCCACAUGACCCCGCCCAUCAUCCCACAAGAGUCCAACGGGAUCGACACGGUCAACUUCCGCACCAUCCGCGACAGCAAGAGUGUCGACUUUGAGAGCGGCGACGUCAUCCGAGCGCAGGCCGGUCUGUCCGGCUCGCCCGGUACGCCGGGCAUCUCGACACCAAAGGAGCUCACCGACGCAAAGAACCCGUUCGGCGAAUUCAACAGCGUCACCCGCGACUUUAUGGACAACUACUAG
Apiotrichum porosum is the source of this 2586-nucleotide messenger RNA. RefSeq lists its product as uncharacterized. Gene Ontology annotation, molecular function: ATP binding; protein serine/threonine kinase activity. Gene Ontology annotation, cellular component: plasma membrane; cytoplasm; nucleus. The coding region runs from base 1 to 2586 and encodes 861 amino acids. The record is from RefSeq and is a predicted model, not a curated record. Gene Ontology annotation, biological process: protein phosphorylation. The transcript is spliced from 2 exons. Lineage: Eukaryota; Fungi; Basidiomycota; Tremellomycetes; Trichosporonales; Trichosporonaceae.